ACUUUCUGACGUCAUUUCACUACCAGGUAUCGUGUGCAAACCCGGGGGCUCCUUGCUCCGUACAACAACAGAUGCUAUUUUUAUUGACGAUCUCCGAUCAGUAGGGUGCACGGUCCAGUCAGUCUGACCAGAGGUUUAUCAAAGACAGUGUCCAGCAUGGCUCAGCCGGAGAUGAUGACCAUUCGCCUUGUGCGACCCGACACGGGUGUGUCCUGGGGGUUUCGGCUCCAGGGUGGGAACGACUUUAGCACGCCGCUGUCCUUACAGUCGGUGACACCCGGCAGCGUAGCGGAGAGAAGCGGUCUGCGAGCAGGCGAUGGUGUCCUGUACAUCAACGAUGUCAACACGGAUACACUCACUCAUGACGAUGCGAAAUGUCAUAUCAUCCGGUCGGGAAAUGACAUUUACGUGACAGUUCAAAGAGGGGCCGUGUCUGUAUGGGCUCCAAAGGUGACGCCAAUGUCCCAACUGCGGCCCCAGGAAUUGAGAACCAUCAAGACAGCGACAGGGGAUGAGGUGCAAGCUGUUCAAAAGACAUCCCUGGCGCGGUCACAUCAGCCUGACCCCCUACACAUUGGAAGCAGCUACAACCGGACACCUCGCUCCUUUGGGCAGGGUCCCCAGUCGCCCAAGAAACCAAUCCCCAAUGUGGUCCACUCUCAGUUCAACAGUCCAAUCGGUCUGUACUCUGCUGAUAACCUGGCCAAUACCUACAAGAUGCAGACUGCCGGCAUACAGAAGGAGAUGGAGAACCUUGAUGUGGAUGAUGAACCUGUUGGCACCCGUAUGUCUGGAACCUACCAUAGACUGGACUCACAAGGUGAAGAGGGUAGCAUAAAGGAUGGGCAUGAUUUGGAGGAUGUGACCUCAUCUGACCUCCCGCCUGUGACCCCACCUGACCUUUCACCCGAGCCUGACCUCCUGCCUGACAACCAAUCUGACCUACCUUCUGACCAACCUACUAAUACUGAUAAGAACGAAAGCAACCCGAGUGGUUUCAAGUCAGUCCGAGCUCCAGAAAGACAACCGGCCGCUCAGCAACAACAGCAGCAGCAGAAUAUGCACUGUGGGGAGUGUGGGAACAUGGUGAUGGGUGUCUUUGUGAAGGUCCAAGGAGUUCCUUAUCAUCCAGGGUGUUUUAAGUGUGCCAAAUGUGGAGUCAAUCUCAAACAGAGAGGCUACUUCGUGAUCGAAGACAGGCUCUACUGUGAAACCCAUGCCAAACAGGUUGCCCAGCCACCAGACCCAAACAUGAAGGCAGUCCCUGUAUAUAGGUAACCAUCACACCUCCAGACAAGUUUGAGUGACAUCCUGCUGAGGGCUUCAGCAGAUUUGGAAUUAUUGUUCCCUUGCCCACCCUUUUGAAGCUGGACCUGUAACACGGGUUGGCUGUAUGGUGGUAGACUAGACAGUGUGACUACUGUAGAAGGAUCGGAAAUCCGCCCAGUAUCCUGGCAAUAUUAUCUCCCAACUUCCCCUUGCUGACCCUUGCGUGUACCACUUCCCCUCCCUGUGUGUGCCACCUAACUUGGGAAAUGAGCCAGGGACAAAUUAGAACCAAAAUCCAAAAUUAAUAACACUGAGAACAUCUUUCACUGUGGUAAACUCCUUGCUAGCCAGGCUGACCCCGAUUUUGGUACCUGACCAGUGAAGACCGUGGAGCACAUGAUUAUGUAAAUGAGCCGUGAUAAGGUGCCAGACGAUACUGUCUGGUGUUCCUAGUCAUUGUCUAGUAUUCUAUGUUGUGCUUGUGUAGAUGGAUUAUUUUUUGUUGUUGAUGUUAUACAUAUUGUUUUAUUUUGAAGAAAUUUGAUACCUUGGUGUUGUAUAAAUGUACAAUUUGUCUAUAAUAUUAUAAAAAGUAUUUUUGAAAUGAGAAAAUGAUAGAUUAUAUUUCUACAAUGAUUAGAACUAUGUAUAGUGCAUGUAGUUGUGAACUGGUGUAGGCCAGCUUGUCUCCAUACAUUGUUUUGGCCACAGGACUAUGCAAUAUUAAAAGUAGCAUUACCAUGUCAUGUGAUAACAUAGCUCAACAGGCCAAUUGUAACGUUUGUCAAUGGUUGUAACAGGGCUCUACAGUCCAAGAGUAACUAAAUGGAUAUUAUUGGCCAAGGGUAACUAAAUGGAUAUUACUGGGCUCGACAGGCCAAGGGUUAACUAAAUGGAUAUUACUGGGCUCGACAGGCCAAGGGUAACUAAAUGGAUAUUACUAGGCUCGACAGGCCAAGGGUAACUAAAUGGAUAUUACUGGGCUCGACAGGCCAAGGGUAACUAAAUGGAUAUUACUGGGCUCGACAGGCCAAGGGUAACUAAAUGGAUAUUACUGGGCUCGACAGGCCAAGGGUAACUAAAUGGAUAUUACUGGGCUCGACAGGCCAAGGGUAACUAAAUGGAUAUUACUGGGCUCGACAGGCCAAGGGUAACUAAAUGGAUAUUACUGGGCUCGACAGGCCAAGGGUAACUAAAUGGAUAUUACUGGGCUCGACAGGCCAAGGGUAACUAAAUGGAUAUUACUGGGCUCGACAGGCCAAGGGUAACUAAAUGGAUAUUACUGGGCUCGACAGGCCAAGGGUAACUAAAUGGAUAUUACUGGGCUCGACAGGCCAAGGGUAACUAAAUGGAUAUUACUGGGCUCGACAGGCCAAGGGUAACUAAAUGGAUAUUACUGGGCUCGACAGGCCAAGGGUAACUAAAUGGAUAUUACUGGGCUCGACAGGCCAAGGGUAACUAAAUGGAUAUUACUGGGCUCGACAGGCCAAGGGUAACUAAAUGGAUAUUACUGGGCUCGACAGGCCAAGGGUAACUAAAUGGAUAUUACUGGGCUCGACAGGCCAAGGGUAACUAAAUGGAUAUUACUGGGCUCGACAGGCCAAGGGUAACUAAAUGGAUAUUACAUAGUAGGGCUCUACUUGUAAAGGGUAACUAAAUGGAUAUUACAAAGUUGGGCUCUACUGGUAAAGGGUAACUAAAUGAAUAUUUCUAAGUAGGGCUUGAAGAAGGGCUCCGCUGGCCAAGGGUAACGUAAUAGAUAUAACAGGGCCCUACUGGCCAAGGGUAACAUAAUGGAUGUAACAGGGCUCUACUGGCCAAGGGUAACAUAAUAGAUAUUACAGGGCCCUACUGGCCAAGGGUAACAUAAUAGAUAUUACAAGGCCAUACUGGCCAAGGGUAAACUAAUGGAUAUAACAGGGCCCUACUGACCAAGGGUAACAUAAUAGAUAUAACAGGGCCCUCCUGGCCAAGGGUAACAUAAUGGAUGUAACAGGGCCCUACUGGCCAAGGGUAACAUAAUAGAUAUUACAAGGCCCUACUGGCCAAGGG
This is a messenger RNA of Mizuhopecten yessoensis (Yesso scallop), 3321 nucleotides long. RefSeq names its product PDZ and LIM domain protein 1-like. Gene Ontology annotation, molecular function: muscle alpha-actinin binding; actin binding. Bases 157 to 1278 code for a protein of 373 amino acids. Gene Ontology annotation, biological process: heart development; actin cytoskeleton organization; muscle structure development. Gene Ontology annotation, cellular component: adherens junction; stress fiber; Z disc. The transcript has 9 exons. Lineage: Eukaryota; Metazoa; Mollusca; Bivalvia; Pectinida; Pectinidae. The record is from RefSeq and is a predicted model, not a curated record.